Messenger RNA from Kwoniella shivajii, 1248 nucleotides. RefSeq lists its product as uncharacterized. The coding region runs from base 1 to 1248 and encodes 415 amino acids. The record is from RefSeq and is a predicted model, not a curated record. Gene Ontology annotation, molecular function: acetyl-CoA C-acyltransferase activity. Lineage: Eukaryota; Fungi; Basidiomycota; Tremellomycetes; Tremellales; Cryptococcaceae. Gene Ontology annotation, biological process: fatty acid beta-oxidation; phenylacetate catabolic process. The transcript is spliced from 10 exons. Gene Ontology annotation, cellular component: peroxisome.
AUGUCUUCUACCAUUCAAUCAAUCACAAAUGCCAUCCCUUCUUUGGGACGAGCGAGAUUACUUAUCAACUCUGCAGAUGAUGUGGUAGUUGUCAGUGCUUGCAGAACAGCUGUAACGAAGGCGAAGAAAGGUGGAUUCAAAGAUUGUUUACCUGAAGAUCUCCUUGCUGCAGUACUGAUCGAGACUCUGAAGAGAAGUAAAGUAGAUCCCUCCAAAAUCGAGGAUAUUGCGGUAGGGAACGUACUUCCUCCCGGAGGUGGUGCCAAUGUAGCAAGAAUGGCUCAACUUUACGCCGGUAUUCCAUACACCUGUCCCAUCAAUACCGUCAACAGACAGUGUUCAUCCGGCUUGACCGCUGUAGCUCAAAUUGCCAAUGAGAUUAAAUCAGGAGAAAUCGAUAUCGGUAUCGGUGCCGGUGUCGAACAUAUGACAGCACAUUACGGAGCUGGUGUUCUUCCCGAAAGAAUGUCGGACGAAGUACUUUCAAACCCAGAGGCUGCCGAUUGUCUUAUUCCUAUGGGUAUCACUUCCGAGAACGUUGCCAAGCAGUACAACAUCACUCGAGAUGUACAAGAUACCUUCGCAGCCAACAGUUUCGGUAAAGCCGCCGAUGCUCAAAAGCAAGGAAAGUUCAAGAGCGAAAUUGUACCAGUCAAGGUCAAAUGGACCGAUCCAAAAACUGAAGAGGAAAAAGAAAUCAUCGUUGAUGCAGAUGAUGGAGUUCGAGCAGGUGUAACGAAAGAAAGUCUUGCCAAACUCAAACCGGCGUUCUCAAAAGAAGGUACAACACAUGCUGGUAACGCGUCGCAAGUCUCAGAUGGUGCUGCAGCAGUCCUUCUCGCUCGACGAUCAGUAGCUCAGAAACUCGGUUUGCCAAUCCUGGGAAAAUUCGUAGUUUCAGCUGUGGUUGGAGUCCCCCCCAAACUCAUGGGUAUCGGUCCUGCAUUCGCCAUCCCUAAGGCGCUUCAAAAAGCAGGUAUUACUAAGGACGAUGUCGAUUUCUUCGAGAUAAACGAAGCAUUCGCUUCUCAAGCAGUCAUGUCAAUCCAACACCUCAAUCUUCCGUUUGAGAAAGUCAACCCAGUUGGUGGUGCUAUCGCGAUGGGUCAUCCUCUUGGAGCAACCGGUGCUAGGCAGAUUGCAACUGGAUUUGCUGAGGCGAAGAGAGAGAAGAAGAAGGUCUUCGUUACCAGUAUGUGUAUUGGAAGUGGAAUGGGUAUGGCGGCUGUUUUCGUUAGCGAGCAAUAG